GUCUCACAAUUCGAUAUCUAGGAUAUGGCUGUCAUUGUCACGAUCGGAUUUAUCAGAUAAGCUUCAAAUAUCGUAGCGUGAGCAAAUAUAGUAUCGUCAACGUGAGUAAUACCUGAGACACCAUUGUGCGUGUUAGUACACGAAAAUACGCGAAAAUGAAGAGAACAUAUGCAGUAAUAGUGCUGGUGAUUUAUAUUUGCAACAUAUUUUUGACAAUAAGUUUAGGUGCAAAGUACUGCUUCCAAUUUACAUGGCCAGGCCCAAGUAACAAGACUGUCAACUGCACUAAUGAUAUUCCUUGCGUGAAGCCGUUUUAUAACAGCUUUUCACCGCCAAAAACGAAUGAGAUGUGGGCAGAAAACCCAAAUAAAUACUCUUGCGAAUUGAAUACCGAUAACGUUUGUAUAAAAUAUACAUAUACGUACAAUAACGCAGUGGUGAACGCCAGUUAUUUCUGCGGAAAAGUCAUCGAAGACCAGACAUCGGCGAUUACAUCAGGCUGUUACGUUCAACAUACUGAAGGAUAUACUAUCGAGGUAUGUGCCUGUCAGUCUACCAGCAACGCAAACGAUCCACCAUGCAACGCAACAACAAGAAAUACAUAUUCAAUACUAAUUACCAUUGGAGCUACAGCUGUGACAUUAUUCGUGUAUAAAAUUUUUUAUAUUCUCUGACAUACUCUGUCAGCUUACUUAUCUGAUAUGAAUGAAAUUGUACGAAUUACAUAUACUUAAUAUUUAUUACAAUUUGUAUGCGAUAUAUCGAUUAAGCGUAUAUCUUUUUACAACUUCGUAAAACACGCAAUAUAACAUAAGUUAUAUACAGAGAUGAACAGAUUAUAUAGUUUGUAGUCGCGUGUUUGAAAGUAAAAAUACAUAUAUUUUCGGAAAA
Molecule: messenger RNA, 891 nt
Organism: Odontomachus brunneus
Lineage: Eukaryota; Metazoa; Arthropoda; Insecta; Hymenoptera; Formicidae
Exons: 5
Coding region: 156-674 (172 amino acids)
Source: RefSeq, a predicted model, not a curated record